ACCCCUUCCUCCUCCCUCUCCCUCUUCCCUCUCCCUCUCUCCCUCUCUCUCUGGGCUGCUGCCUGCCAGCUUUCCUUCUGGGGCAGCAGAGUGGAGCUGCCUGGCGUGGUCCCCGCAGGGGCUGCUGAAUGAAGCAGAGUCCGAGGGAGGAGGAGGAGCAGCAGCAGCAGCAGCAGGAAGAGCAGGAGGGAGAAGAAGAGGAAGAAGAAAGAGAGCGGGACCGGGAGAGCCAUGCCGCCUGCCUCCCGCCUCCUCAACCUGCUCCUGCUGGCCCUGCUGGCCGGGCUGGACCCUUCCAAGACUCAAAUUAGUCCCAAAGAAGGAUGGCAAGUCUAUAGUUCAGCCCAAGACCCAGAUGGGCGAUGCAUUUGCACUGUGGUGGCUCCAGAGCAAAACCUCUGCUCCAGAGAUGCCAAAAGCCGGCAACUUAGACAACUGCUAGAGAAGGUUCAGAAUAUGUCCCAGUCCAUUGAAGUUUUAAACCUACGGACUCAGAGGGAUUUCCAGUAUGUUUUAAGGAUGGAAACACAAAUGAAAGGGCUGAAGGCCAAGUUCCGGCAAAUCGAAGAUGACCGGAAGACUUUAAUGACUAAGCAUUUUCAAGAACUGAAGGAAAAGAUGGAUGAGCUCUUGCCACUGAUCCCAGUCCUGGAACAGUACAAAACUGAUGCCAAGUUAAUCACUCAGUUCAAAGAGGAAAUUAGAAAUCUGUCUUCAGUUCUUACGGGGAUCCAAGAGGAAAUUGGUGCCUAUGAUUAUGAGGAACUGCAUCAGCGAGUGCUCAGUUUAGAAACCAGGCUUCGGGACUGCAUGAAGAAACUGACAUGUGGGAAGCUGAUGAAAAUCACUGGUCCCAUUACUGUCAAGACAUCUGGAACCCGGUUUGGUGCUUGGAUGACAGAUCCAUUAGCAUCGGAGAAAAACAACAGAGUCUGGUACAUGGACAGUUACACCAACAACAAAAUUGUCCGUGAAUACAAAUCAAUAGCAGACUUUGUUAGUGGUGCAGAAUCAAGGACAUACAAUCUCCCUUUCAAAUGGGCAGGAACCAACCACGUCGUCUACAAUGGGUCUCUCUACUUCAACAAAUACCAGAGUAACAUCAUCAUCAAGUACAGCUUUGAUACCGGGCGGGUGCUUGCUCAACGUAGCCUGGAAUAUGCAGGCUUUCACAAUGUCUACCCUUAUACAUGGGGUGGUUUUUCAGAUAUUGACCUGAUGGCAGAUGAAAUUGGUUUGUGGGCUGUUUACGCAACCAACCAGAAUGCUGGUAACAUUGUCAUCAGUCAGCUGAAUCAGGACACAUUAGAAGUGAUGAAAAGCUGGAGUACAGGAUAUCCAAAGAGAAGUGCUGGAGAAUCCUUCAUGAUCUGUGGUACCUUGUAUGUCACCAAUUCUCACUUAACUGGAGCCAAGGUCUACUACUCAUAUUCCACGAAAACCUCGACAUAUGAAUAUACAGAUAUACCCUUUCAUAAUCAGUAUUUUCAUAUAUCUAUGCUUGACUACAAUGCCAGAGAUAGAGCUCUCUAUGCCUGGAAUAACGGACACCAAGUCCUCUUCAACGUCACUCUUUUCCACAUAAUUAAGACAGAAGAUGACACAUAAACUAUGAUCCAGUGCUGAUUCUGGCCACCCAAAAGCAGUUCAUUUGUGCUGAACUCAAAAGCAUCCUGCUGGGUUUCUUUUCAGUUCUUUAUUCCAGUAAGAAUUAAGAAAGAAAGCUUUUUCUACAGUAUAAUGUAUUCCAAAUAUGGUGGAGCCUUUCUUUUAAAUGACCUGGUUGGAAUUACAGGUAUCUUUCUUAACUCUACACAAGGCCUGCCAUGAGUUUGUCAUGGAAAGCACUAAAGUUGAUUUCAGUGGCUAAAGACAUUGUUUAACAAAAAAAAAAAAGUUUAAUGAUCUGCCUUAUAUUAGAAUCAGAGACUAAUGGUGGCUUAAAUGCAUGAAUGUCUUUUUCUACCAUGUAUCAUUUUUUAAAAAAAGAAAAAUCUGUCUAAUAGCUCAACAUCAAAAUUUAUUUGGACAUUGAUCUAUCAGAAUGCGCAUCCAUACUCUUUUAUUUGUGUUUUUCAAAAACACUAUUCCAAAGUCAAAUAAUUUAAAAUUUGAUUGUUCUAAGGGUGGGGAGAACAAGUCAAUUCCAUCGGCUCUUACACAAUUUCAAAUGCGGUGCUGUACAGUCUGUUUUUAAACCUCUUGCAAGCAAGUUCUCAAUGAUAUGUAUUUAUACCAUUGUGUCCACCAUUGUGCAAUUGUAUCUCUUCACUUCUGUGAAAGUCAACUAUUUUUUAUAAAAUAUAAUUGAAGUUUAA
Messenger RNA from Sceloporus undulatus (fence lizard), 2318 nucleotides. RefSeq names its product olfactomedin 3 (gene OLFM3). Gene Ontology annotation, biological process: signal transduction. The transcript is spliced from 6 exons. Lineage: Eukaryota; Metazoa; Chordata; Lepidosauria; Squamata; Phrynosomatidae. The coding region runs from base 232 to 1608 and encodes 458 amino acids. The record is from RefSeq and is a predicted model, not a curated record.